This is a messenger RNA of Knipowitschia caucasica, 294 nucleotides long. The record is from the annotation of a GenBank genome assembly. NCBI's taxonomy places the organism in Eukaryota, Metazoa, Chordata, Actinopteri, Gobiiformes, Gobiidae.
AUGCUCUUCCCGGCAGACAAGGAGGACGAGGAGCCUCGCGCCCUUCCUCAGCCCAUAAAGGAAUGCAAAGUGGACGUGGACAGGCUGCCGAGUCGGGUUCUCCACUAUUACGCCAAUAUCCAGCACCACAGCCGAAGAAAAGCUUGCUCAAGUACAACAGCAGAUGGGACGGCCAGCCCUGGAACUUAUGAACGAGAUACCAACACGCUGGAGCAGCUGCUGUCCCGGCUGAUGAGGAAGAACCAGUGUGGGCGUCUCGGCCUCUCUUCACAGACUGACUCCACUCAGGACUGA